Melanotaenia boesemani (Boeseman's rainbowfish) is the source of this 1772-nucleotide messenger RNA. RefSeq names its product insulin induced gene 2 (gene insig2). Bases 232 to 960 code for a protein of 242 amino acids. Lineage: Eukaryota; Metazoa; Chordata; Actinopteri; Atheriniformes; Melanotaeniidae. Gene Ontology annotation, cellular component: endoplasmic reticulum; SREBP-SCAP-Insig complex. The transcript has 7 exons. The record is from RefSeq and is a predicted model, not a curated record. Gene Ontology annotation, biological process: SREBP-SCAP complex retention in endoplasmic reticulum; cholesterol biosynthetic process; cellular response to insulin stimulus.
GGUUGCCUACUGAUCCGGAAGUAGCCACAGUAGAUAGCCGGCUAGGAAAAAACUGUUCGCUGCUUCUUUACUCGCACGGUGAGCUUCUGGAAACGUCUUUAGAAAUGUAGAGCUGGGUUGGAGGAAGGUGUGUGUCCAUGUAAGGUUUGGUAUGUCAGCGGAGGUUCCCCGCUCUGCACUGUGGAAGAACAAGACAAGACCUUCCUGUAUCUUGAAGACUUUGCCAUUCGAAUGUCCCAAACAUUGACAGCCAUGAGCAGCAGUGUGGCAGGAGGCGGCAGGCAGCAGCGGACGGUGGUGGGCGAGACCCGGUGGCGCUCUCAGGGACCUUACAUCUCAGUCAUCACCAACAGGACCACCAACCUGCUGAUCCGAGGGGCCUUGCUGUUCUCUGUGGGGGUCUUCCUGGCUCUGGUGCUGAACUUGCUUCAGGUGCAGAGAAAUGUCACCCUCUUCCCCCCAGAUGUCAUCAGCAGCAUCUUCUCGUCGGCCUGGUGGGUGCCCCCCUGCUGCGGGACGGCCUCAGCCAUGAUCGGACUGCUGUACCCCUGCAUCGACCGGCAGCUUGGAGAACCACACAAGUUCAAGCGGGAAUGGUCCAGCGUGAUGCGCUGCGUGGCCGUGUUCGUGGGCAUCAACCACGCCAGUGCAAAAGUGGACUUUGCUAACAACGUCCAGCUGUCUCUGACCCUGGCGGCCCUGUCCAUCGGUCUGUGGUGGACCUUCGACCGCUCCCGCAGCGGCUUCGGCCUGGGAGUCAGCAUCGCCCUGCUGGCCACGCUGACCACCCAGGUCCUGGUUUACAACGGAGUCUUUCAGUAUACGUCGCCAGACUUCCUCUACAUUCGCUCCUGGCUUCCCUGCAUCUUCUUUGCUGGAGUUAUCACCAUGGGAAACAUCGGCCGGCAGCUUGCCUUGUACGAGUACAAGUUUCUUCAGGACAAGAGCCAUCAGGACUGAGGACUGCAAACCAACGUCGCCCACCGUACGGAGCCGACCCUGCUUCAGCCAGUCAGCUCAUGCCAAACAAGCUGUGAGCUCCUGAAGAUGAAGACAGUAUUGUUGCUGAGCUGAGGUGGACGGUGAUGCCGGAGCGUUUAUUCCCUCUGGUCCAGUUCGUCUCCACUGAUUAGCAGCGGAGCAAAUCCCUCCUCAGAUCAGAUCACAGGCUUGAAACCUUUUGUGCCAAAACGUCACCUGAUACCAGCUCUUAUGUCACAUCCUUCAAGUAUCAGAGGAGACUUCCAGGACCAGGAUCUGUGGACCAGACACCAAAUACCAAAACUAGCUCAUGUGAAAUGUUGAAGUGUUUUUUUUUUUUAAUAAAUAUCUGAGGUUGGUGUUGUGAAUGAGUCUGCCGGCACAUAACCGGCAGGUCCAAGGACUCGCGCUGAAAAGCAGCUAUUUGGGACAGGAAGGAGAAGCCAGUCAUCAUUUCAGGAAAACCAACGGUAGUUCAGUCAGCUGCAGGGAAAUGCCUUUGCUGAGCGACGGGGCGUGUUCCUCUGGUGGUGCUGGCUGCACGAGGCUGGCAGGGAGACCGUGGCGUGUCUGGACCUGACCUGCUGAGUGUUUUCCCGGGUGAAGGAGGACUAACCUCUGCAGUGUGUCGCUUUGAGGAAAGUAAGGAUAAAAACAGUGUUUCUCCUCCUGAUAGCUCAGAACACUCUAAACGUUUGAACUGAAAUGUUUUUUUCCUCAUGACGAACUAAAGAUCACACCAUGAACUGUGUGGAAUAAUAUUUGUAUUGAAUAAAACAUGGAGUGUGUAA